AUGGGAAUCAGCGACAAUGAUGUUCAAAAACAACUCCGUCACAUGAUGGCGUUCAUCGAACAAGAAGCCAAUGAGAAAGCCGAAGAAAUCGACGCCAAAGCUGAAGAAGAAUUCAACAUCGAAAAAGGACGUCUCGUUCAACAACAACGUCAAAAAAUCAUGGAAUUCUUCGAGAAGAAGGAGAAACAAGUCGAACUUCAACGAAAAAUUCAAGCUUCCAACUCUUUGAACGCCGGAAGACUUCGUUGCUUGAAGGUUGGUGGAAAAUUUUGAUUUUUUUGGAGGUUUUAUCGAAAUUUGAUGAUUUUAGGCUCGUGAAGAUCACUCACACGCUGUUCUCGAGGAGGCUCGUAACAACUUGUCCAGAAUUUCUGGAGAUGCUGCUAGAUAUCCAGCUAUUUUGAAGGGACUUAUCAUGCAAGUGAGUUUUUUUUUCGAAAAAUAUCUAUUUUUGGUAUCAAAAUGAUCAGAAAAACAUGAAUUAUCUUUGCAGGGUCUUCUCCAACUUUUGGAAAAAGAAGUCACCUUCAGAUGUCGUGAAAAAGAUCUCAAAUUGGUCGAACAAUUGUUGCCAGAAUGUUUAGACGCUUUGCAAAAGGAAUGGGGAGAUCGUACCGCUGUCAAAAUCGAUAAGAACAAUUAUUUGCCAGCUGAAUCGGCCGGAGGUGUUGAAUUGAUUGCUAGAGGCGGAAAAAUUCGAGUUUCGUCGACUUUGGAAAGCCGAUUGGAACUUAUUGCUAGUCAGGUGAGUAUUUUCGGGAAAAUCCGGGGUUUUGAGCUAAAAUUUUUGGAUUUUUCAACAAGCCCCGCCCCCAAAACCAUGCCGCAACCAUUUGUUUUGCAGAUUGUCCCACAAGUUCGUACCGCCCUCUUCGGACCAAAUCAAAACCGUGCUUUCUUCGAUUAG
Molecule: messenger RNA, 907 nt
Organism: Caenorhabditis angaria
Lineage: Eukaryota; Metazoa; Nematoda; Chromadorea; Rhabditida; Rhabditidae
Source: the annotation of a GenBank genome assembly